Aaosphaeria arxii CBS 175.79 is the source of this 818-nucleotide messenger RNA. RefSeq lists its product as uncharacterized. The record is from RefSeq and is a predicted model, not a curated record. Bases 269 to 682 code for a protein of 137 amino acids. The transcript has 2 exons. Lineage: Eukaryota; Fungi; Ascomycota; Dothideomycetes; Pleosporales.
CCGCGAUGGGAAACCAGACAUGACGUCGGCCGUCUGAGCCGAGGUUCCACUCUUAUUAUUCUUAUUAAAUGAUAGGUAGACGACUACUCGUAGUUACUUUGACUUGAGCAUUAUUGCAUGUGUUGUUCAUUAUAUCAAGCUUCCCUCCGCAUAUUCAUACCCAUAUACCUACAUGAAAUACUAGACUACCUCCCCUUCGCAACCAUUCUGCGCAUCCAACCUCUCUUCUAACAGAGAGAAAAGAGAAUCAAACAGCUAUCCAUCAAGCAUGCUCCCCGCGCUCCAACCCUCGCGCCCAAAGAUCCAACCCCCCUCCCGCCCCAUCACCCUCCCGCACCAACAAAUCCGCAACACACACGACCUCCCCCUCCCCCUCCCCACACCCCCCAAACAAAACAGCCCUCCUCCCCAGCAAAACCCUACCACGAGACCGCGCAACCAAAUCGAAGCAAUGCCCCCCUACGCCCACCACCACACAUCACACCAGCAGCAGCGACAAGCGCAGGCGCAAGCGUACGACCCUGCGAAACGGCACCCGGUGUUCUUCACAGAGCGGCUGCGGAAGCCGCCGUUCAGGGUGCCGGACGUCGUGGGGAGCGGGUAUAGUCCUGUCGCGAGUGGGUAUAUCGUGGAGAGGGUUUUGGGGGUGAAGGGGGAGGGCGGGGGGAGGACGAAGCUGUGAGGGUUGCGUUUGUUUGAGGGGGGUGUUUUGAUAUCCAGUGAGAUUUUUUUGAGAGCGAUGAGAGCUAUAAGAGGCUACCGGUAGCUGCAUGUGAGGAUAUCUUUUGUCAGGGGUUUUUCCUGGAAAAGACCCAUAA